Molecule: messenger RNA, 566 nt
Organism: Racocetra fulgida
Lineage: Eukaryota; Fungi; Glomeromycota; Glomeromycetes; Diversisporales; Gigasporaceae
Source: the annotation of a GenBank genome assembly
UAUACGGAUUUAUUUUUUGCCCUCCGUGGAGCUGGGUCUAAUAACUAUGGAGUAGUUACUUCGUUUACAUUUCGAAUUUAUCCUGCUCUUCCUAAAGUCACAUAUAUAUCAUUAAAAUAUGAUCUUAACAAGAUUCAAACUCUUUAUGAUGCAACUAAACAACUUGGUCCGACGCUUCCUGAUGAUAUCUCAUUCUCGAUAGUUAUAGAUAACAGUUCUGUAGAAUUUGAAGGAGUUUAUCUAGGAUCACAAUCGGGUGCAACGCAAGCUAUGAGCCAAUUUAUUUCACUUUCACAACCAACUUCGAAUCAAUUUACAGAGAAAAGUUUUUUCGAUAGCGUUGUAAGACGGGGACUUAAACAAGAAAGUGGCACAAUAAAUCCAUAUCAUAGUCCCAAAAAAUUUAAAGCAAAAUCUUUCUAUGUAAAAUCUUCUGGACUUUCAGCAGAGGGUGUUCAAUUGCUUGUGAAUUUUAUGAAAGGUCUUCCCACCGCAUGUCCAACAUUUGCAAUAUUUGAUUUAUACGCUGGUGGUGCGGCAACUAGAAUCGCAGAAAAUGCUACUGC